AAAACCUUUAGGAGUUUAGAGACUAUUACUCUAUUUUACAAUAAUCUUCGAUAUUCGAUUUAAAAUCUCACCCCCCGCCACUCCUCCUCUCCUUAUUUUUUGUGAGAUCAUCUAUAAGUUCCGGACUCAGUAUCUUUGAGAAUAAUAUACAGGAUGAACCAUGAUACAUCACAAUAAUGUACAUCUCCAUAAACUAGCCCUCAAGAAAUUAUCUUCUACUUGUGUAUACAUCAAAAAUGGAUCCAUUAAAGGGGAAGUAUACCCAUUUUCAAAGACUCGUUCAUAGGUUUCAAGCGAGAAGAGAUAUACCCUUUAGAAGACAAUUUUUCAUGGGGUAUGAUCUCUAUGGUAAUACUUAUUGGGAAUUCACAAUCGAUGGGAAUAUGCAAAGAUUAAGACGUAAAUUAGAGCCUUAUGGGGAGCAGCUCUUCAAAGCUGACUAUUUUCGUACGGUGCCUCCACAGUGGCUCCAGUGGCUUAGAAGAACAAGAAUUGAUCCACCUACUUUAGAAGAGCUUAUCAAUGACCAAGUGAGGCAACAAAAGAUCAAGGUUUUAGCCCAACAAGCAGACCAAAAAUGGAUUAUGGAGAAGGAAAGAUUGGAAGAAGAACAUCGUUUGAAGUUGGAGCUGGAACUUGCUAGAGCAAAAGAACCAGUAGCAAGAGAAGAACCAUCCGAUCCAUGGAAGGCAGCAGACAGUGACAAGACAAAUCAACCAAGUUCUGCUACAAUAACAUCAAGAAGAUAAACCACAUCCCCAUUCCAUAUUCCGUCUAAUUUAAUGUAC
[Candida] anglica is the source of this 788-nucleotide messenger RNA. The record is from the annotation of a GenBank genome assembly. NCBI's taxonomy places the organism in Eukaryota, Fungi, Ascomycota, Pichiomycetes, Serinales, Debaryomycetaceae.